AUGGGCUGCCGACCGCGCAGCCCCACCGCCUACCCUGAGGACCUGUGGGAACCGCAGGACGGAGGACCCGGCCCUGCCAAGCGCCCCAAGUCCGAGUCUGAGGCGGCGCCCAGCCUGGAUAACCUGGCCUGGUCCCCGACAGCAGGCACCCUCAUCUUCGUGGCUGUCCUGCCGGCGGGAUGUGCUCUGCACGUGCUCCUGGACGACGUCGAACUGCUGCUGGAGCCCGAGCCAACGUCUGUGAGGCAAGUGUGUCUCGGAGGUCGCAUCCUCAUGCUGGUUCCCGAGGCCCUCCUGGGCUCGGGUGUGGAAGGGCCGUGGGGGCAGGGCCUAGAACCGGGCGCUGUCCUGAGCCCUCCCGGGGAGUACGUGGCCCUGGAGCCGGGACUCUCCUGUGCCGCUGUCCCAGAGAUCGCCUGCCAGGGAGAGGCCAGCAAGGAGGACGCGAAUGCUGACGCUGACUUCCUGCUGGGCUGGAUGGAUGCUGCCUCAGUCCCAGUCGCUGAGCUCCGCUGUUCUGCUGAAAGUUUGACUCACUUUGACCUGUUCGACAUAGUCUCAGAGCCCUCCCCUUGGGCCUCCAAUCCUAGUCCAGAGAGAGGCUCUCCUCAGCACGACGACAACCUGGACUUGCACCUUCUGGAGCCCUUUCCUGACUCACCACUCCAACCUCUACCUCCUUCUCCGAGUCCAGGUCCCCAGGAGCGCCCCUGUCGCCCUCCUGGUCCUCCUUGCCAGGCCCGGAGAUGCCUGUUCCCUGAAUCCACUGCCUCCCACAGUUCCUGGACACCUGAGCGGGCACCAGGACAGAGUCUUCCGAUGUUGGUUGUGUAUAUAUUGCACACACCGAAAGAAUCACACCAAUAG
This is a messenger RNA of Capra hircus (goat), 867 nucleotides long. Its product is annotated as proline-rich protein 23C-like. The record is from RefSeq and is a predicted model, not a curated record. The transcript has a single exon. NCBI's taxonomy places the organism in Eukaryota, Metazoa, Chordata, Mammalia, Artiodactyla, Bovidae. The coding region runs from base 1 to 867 and encodes 288 amino acids.